UUUCAGCCUCUGUGGCGGACUUCACAACGUUUUACUGUAGUUUCCAGCCUACUGACCUCUGUAGAUUUACACAAGACCGUGACGACAACACCGAUUGGACUCGACAGUCGUCAUCAAUUUCGUCAAAAUCUGGACCAAAGACUGAUCACUCAUAUGGGAAUGGCUAUGGUUAUUAUAUGGCAUUGAAAACCAUCAACACUCCUAGGUCUAGUGCUGGUACCACGAUCAGUCGUAUAACUUCGCCAACAUUCAAACCAGCUUCAAACUAUUGUCUUCGUUUCUGGUAUACUAUGUUUGGAAAAGAUGUUGAUACCCUUAAUGUAUAUGCAAAGGUACAUGGAGGAAGAGGUUAUCCAAUAUACACCCGUGUUGGAAAUGCUGAUCCCUAUUGGCACCUAGCACAGAUUGACAUUGGACCUGAAUAUACGAAAUCUUCUUUUCAAAUAACAUUUGAGGGCUCGUACCAUGCAUAUAAAGUACACCAUUAUUCGAAUUCACAUUAUACCUAUAUAUAUCAUUAUGAUGAUGGUAAUAUCGCAAUAGAUGAUUUUUACAUCUAUAAUACUACCUGUAAUAAUCUUCCAGCUGUUCCUGCAGAUUCUUUUAUACGCAGAACGGUUAACGAAACGUCCUACUAUACUUUUCAUAAAACACCUGCUACCUGGUAUAAUGCACAGGAAACAUGUAGGAAAGAAAAUCCCCGUUCAAGUCUGGCUGUCAUCAAAAGUGCGUCAGAACAAUCAUUCCUUGUAAAUUUGAUCAACUCUGAAGUUGAACUGACCAUUGUUGGCCAGAAUGGCUUUUACCUUAAUGGAAACGAUGUGGAUUCUGAAAAUAAUUUCAAAUGGACAAAUACCGGGUAUCCUGAAACUAUUCAUUAUACAAACUUCCAUCAAGGUCAACCUAACAAUGUUGGGAACAUCCAAGACUGUCUUCUGAUGGAAUAUCCAGCAGAUAACUAUGAAUGGGGAGAUGUGUCCUGUACAGAAAAACACCCAUUUAUCUGUGAAACAACAAUGCCUUGAUCUUAAUGAAAUAAACGAUAGAUCAUAUCAUA
Molecule: messenger RNA, 1057 nt
Organism: Mytilus californianus (California mussel)
Lineage: Eukaryota; Metazoa; Mollusca; Bivalvia; Mytilida; Mytilidae
Exons: 6
Coding region: 177-1025 (282 amino acids)
Cellular component (GO): membrane
Source: RefSeq, a predicted model, not a curated record